Beta vulgaris subsp. vulgaris (sugar beet) is the source of this 984-nucleotide messenger RNA. Its product is annotated as 60S ribosomal protein L6. Gene Ontology annotation, molecular function: structural constituent of ribosome; RNA binding. Gene Ontology annotation, biological process: ribosomal large subunit assembly; cytoplasmic translation. Bases 101 to 793 code for a protein of 230 amino acids. Gene Ontology annotation, cellular component: cytosolic large ribosomal subunit; ribosome. NCBI's taxonomy places the organism in Eukaryota, Viridiplantae, Streptophyta, Magnoliopsida, Caryophyllales, Amaranthaceae. The transcript is spliced from 4 exons. The record is from RefSeq and is a predicted model, not a curated record.
AUUUCUAGGGUUUAAUCUGCUCUCCGCUCAUUUCAUACACAACCCUACACACCAGAGGAAGAAGAAGGAGAAGCAGCAACAACAGCAGCCGUCAGUAACAAUGGUGAAACCAAGGAAAGUUAGCAGAAACCCAGAUCUUGUUAAGGGUAUUGGAAAGUUCAGCAGAUCAAAGAUGUACCACAAGAGAGGUCUUUGGGCUAUCAAAGCCAAAAAUGGCGGCGUUUUCCCAACCCACCCACCUAAGUCUGCGUCUCCCGCUCAAGCCGAGAAGCCGUCUAAGUUCUACCCAGCCGAUGACAUCAAGAAGCCGUUGAUCAACAAGCGCAAACCCAAACCCACCAAGCUCAGGGCAAGUAUCACACCUGGGACAGUGUUGAUUGUAUUAGCUGGGAGGUUUAAGGGAAAACGAGUUGUGUUUUUGAAGCAACUCUCAUCUGGGUUACUUCUAAUUACUGGUCCCUUUAAGAUUAAUGGCGUUCCUCUUAGACGUGUCAAUCAAGCAUAUGUAAUUGGUACCUCUACUAAAGUUGAUAUUUCUGGAGUGGAUGUGUCAAACAUUGAUGACAAAUUCUUCGCAAAGCAAGGUGAACAGAAGAAAAAGAAGGGAGAAGGAGAAUUUUUUGAGGCAGAGAAGGAGGCGAAGAAUGAGCUUCCAUCAGAGAAGAAAGAUGCUCAAAAGACAGUUGAUGCUCCUUUAACUAAGAACAUUGCAGCUGUUCCUGAGUUGAAGGCCUAUUUGGCAGCAAGGUUUUCAUUGAAGUCAGGCAUGAAACCUCACGAGCUUAUCUUUUAGAGGAGUUAACUAGAGAUUUACUUAAGAUUUUGCUACCUUCUUAUUGAAGCUGUUUUCUUUUCCUGAUAUGUUUACGAACUUUUAUGUGAUAUUAGACUUGUAUGGAAGCCUUCAAAUUUUGUUAGAUGCAGUGAUUAUGUCCUUUUGUUGACUUGCUUUUUUAUAAAUACAAAUUGUGACUAUUCAUUGUC